This is a messenger RNA of Colletotrichum abscissum, 618 nucleotides long. RefSeq lists its product as uncharacterized. Bases 1 to 618 code for a protein of 205 amino acids. Lineage: Eukaryota; Fungi; Ascomycota; Sordariomycetes; Glomerellales; Glomerellaceae. The record is from RefSeq and is a predicted model, not a curated record. The transcript is spliced from 4 exons.
AUGUGCCGUUCCAAGCCUCGAUGCCUCGGGGAGGUUCAAUUGCCCGACGGGCACGCUGUGCUCCAUGGCCAUCAGCUGACGGAGACUUCCCUGACUGGCGAUCGCGAAGCCGAGCACGCCGUCGAGCAGGGUGUCGUUGCAUCCUCGCCGAAAUCCGGGGAUUAUCGACCCUCGAACGGGAAUAAGAGUCGGUGCCGGGAGACCUCCACUUAUGUGGGCUCGCAGCCGCCGUUGGGCAUGGAGGUCCGGGGCCGCGUCCGGUCCGAUGCCGAGUGCGGUGGCAGUGCCCUCGGUCCCGUGAUGUCGCGUCUAAAUCAGUUUUCGGCGGCUUCUCGGGGAUGGCCUGCUCAACUGCUCGGUGAGGCCGCGAACCAGAUGCCAUCCAAGCCUUUCUGUCUUCGCAUGGGCGAGCUGAAGGAGACAGGAGUCAUCGGUACGGGCUUCUCCUCUGCUCACUCCGCACACGCGCAGCUUCCAGACCUCGCAUUGCGUCGGAAGACUGCGCUCGAGAAGUUCGUGUCGAAAGAAGCUAGAAGCUGCCCUUCCCGUCCCCGUGAUGAUCUGUACCUCACCGUAGAAGCAUCCAUCGUUCGGCGACUUGGAUCUGCUCUAGCGUGA